AUGGCGGACUUCGAACUUCAAAUUGACUCAACAAUGAGUUCUUCCCCACAGCACUCUGGCCCUGCAGCUAGACCGGUCCAGUUCCACGACAUACCUCCUGAAGUUCGACUCAAAAUAUACCGUCACUUCAUUCCAAACAAUGAAAUCGUCCAUAUAGACCUCCCAAGUGCCUGUCCCAAGAAAUAUGAUGACGGCUUCGAAGGAGCCUUUUUAGGGUUUCGCCGUCGUGAGUGGUGGGACGAGGGAUGGGGGUGGAUAAAGUCGCUCGAUCCCGAUAACCUCCACUGGUCCAAAAUCAACGCAACCAACAAAAACGGAAUUUUCUGUGUGUCAAAGACAAUCAGCGAGGAAGCACUUGGCGUUCUAUAUGGCGAGAACAUAUUCGAAGUUGAUCUAAUGUACUACGAGAGAUUCAUCCCAUUCGAGACUCUUUCCAAGGCCUUGACGAGGAGGAUCAAGAAGUUGAAAAUAGUUGCGCACGCGGACGAGAAAAUCUCCUAUCAAAACUGGAUCCUGAACCAAAGUCUCUGGGCCACAGUCUUUCAAGAUUUGACCAAUUUUUAUUUCGAAGUACAAACGAGUGACCGACCCCAAGACUGGUACGUAGGGCUUGAAACCUGGACGAGCGAAAAGCAGGAAUGGCAUGACUCUGUAUGGUGCUUUGAACUUACUUCUUGCUUCAAGUACUUGCAAGGUUGUGAGGUCAUGCUGACCGUAGAGCAAAGUCCUGAUAAACGGGUUGGAGACUUUGUCGAAAAGAGCUUACCCAGGGGCUAUCGAAAGUUUGAAGGGGAUACUCCAGGAAAUGGUAUCUUCAAGUGGAAAUUGGGCUUUAUUGAGCCGGGCGCCAUUUUUGGAACAUCGCCAAGUGGCGAUUAUUUGUGUGGAUCGGGUCAGAUUGAUGGGGAGGGUGAAGAUGGAGUUUUGGAAGAAGUGCAAGGAUAAAAAGAGGCUUCACGUAAACAGUAACCAGAUAAUUGAAUAUUUGGCGGCCAUCUGAAUAAGAG
Hymenoscyphus albidus is the source of this 1007-nucleotide messenger RNA. Lineage: Eukaryota; Fungi; Ascomycota; Leotiomycetes; Helotiales; Helotiaceae. The record is from the annotation of a GenBank genome assembly.